AUGCACCGCAUCCGCUCCAAGCUGCAAAUGACGCCCAAGCUGGAUGGUUACCAGCGUAAAAAAUAUGUGGCUAAAAUCUUGUUCUCCUACUUACAAGGCCACAAAGUGGAUGUUGGCUACAUGGAUGCCAUCACGCUGAUAUCCAGUGCGAAGUACUCUGAAAAACAAAUUGGAUAUCUCACGCUGACGUUUUUGUUUCAUGAACGGUCCGACCUGAUUACGCUGGCUUUGAACUCGAUCCGAAAAGAUUUACAGAGCCUGAAUGAAGAUCACACGUGCUUGGCUUUACAUGCUAUUGCCAAUAUGAGUAAUGUUGUCAUUGCGGAGCUUGUGAGUGAGGACAUCCUCAAGCUUCUCGUUUCGCCCACAUCCCCUGUGCAUGUGCGCAAAAAAGCCGCUCUUGCUUUAUUAAGAGUCCUUCGUGAAAGCCGCGAUAGUGUGGACGUUUCGGACUGGAUCGAUCGUAUUGUCCCGUUGAUAAAGCAUCGGCACUUGGGAUUGUCCGAAUGCAUUACGUCGCUGGUGACAGAGCUUGUUCGGAUUGACUCUGACAAGUACCAGGUGUGUUUCAAACCUGCCUAUGAGCAACUUUAUGAGAUUGUUGUUUUACAGGAUUGUCGACAAGACUAUCUGUAUCACAAUGUACCUGUUCCUUGGCUUCAAGUCAAAUUGUUGACGCUAUUGCAACUACUUCCACCGCCCACGGAGAAUCUUGUGAAAAUCAAGUUGCAAGAAUUGCUACACCAUAUCUUACGUCCUGACAAGCCCCUUCGCUCUAUACCUGAUAUCCAAGAAAGCAAUGCUAUUUAUUCCGUGUACUUCGAAGCCAUUCGCUUUGCCAUGCAUUUGGAUCCUGCCUCUAUUUUUGUGGCACGCGCUGCUGUGCAAUUAGGGCAUCUAAUUGCCCAUAAAGAGACCAAUGUGCGAUAUCUUGCACUUGAGACUAUGACGCAGCUAGCCCAAUGCUUAUCAUCUCUUGAGCCGAUCCAGAUGUACCGUGACGUGAUAUUCCUGUUGUUACGUGACAAGGACAUUAGCGUUCGUCGUCGUGCGCUCGAUCUGCUGUAUGCUAUGUGUGAUGACACCAACGUGCAGUAUAUUGUUGGGCAGCUUUUACGAUACCUGUCCGUGGCGGAUGUGUCACUUCGGCAAGAUAUGUCGUUGAAGAUUUCCUUGCUGGCCGAAUUGUAUGCAUCCGACUCUACCUGGUACAUUGAUACAGCCAUGUCGCUGCUGGAAUUGGCGGGCGAUCGACUCCGAGAUGAACUUUGGUAUCGUAUUGUGCUUGUGGUGACCAAUCAUCCGAAAGUCCAUGCCUACGCUGCAGAACGCAUUCUCCACGCGCUGAGUCGGUCAGAAUGCCAUGAAAUCCAGAUUAAGCUGGGUGCCUAUUUGCUGGGCGAGUAUGGGUACCUCAUUGUCAAUCAGCCCCACUGCAGUGCCGCCCAGCAAUUCCAAUGCUUGCAUUUGCAUGCGCACCAAUGCUCGCCAACGACCUUGGCCAUGCUGCUGUCUACGUACAUCAAAUGGAUCCCCAUGUAUCCUGACAUGGCCCCUGCGUUGGAAGGCGUGCUGCGGCAGCAUCGACACGUCAUGAAUGUGGAAAUGCAGCAGCGUGCCAAUGAAUACUCUGUGCUGGCCGAGUUGGAGCGGCAAGGGACGCUCUCGUUGGACCAAGUUCUUUACGAGCUCCCCCCGUUCAAUACGCAGGUCCUUCCAGAACAGACACAAGCGCCAGGCUUGUUCCGCCUGUCGAAGCGCAUAUCGAUGCAGCCGGCUGUAUCGUCUGUGCCACGCGGGGAAGCGCGCCAGCAUAUGCAGCAUGAGAAGCUCAGCAUUACCGUUCCUUCAAUGUUGCCCGUGCCGAUGGAGCCUGAUACCAGCUUUGUUUCGAUGCCACGAGAUAUAUCCACAGUGACGGCCAACACGGCCGAGGAGGAUGUCGAUUUGUUGGACCUGCAUAGCUUCCGGAUCAUGUCUCCCACAGGCAGCGACGAUCUGGAGGCGCCAUGGCAUGCCGACGAGAGCCUCAUUAGCCCAGAUGGUCCUCUUCUUGCGUCGAGCAAGUCGUCCAUGCGUGGGCUGAGUCACUAUGCGAAUGACUCUAUAUCGAGCCACGCCUCCCUUCCUACCUCGUCGUCCAGUGAAGCUCAUGAGAAUGUACUUCAUAUUCCACUUUCCCAAACGGCUCUGCUGGCCUCGCAUGCUGUAUUGCACGACACGACCACCGAAACCAUCACGAUGGUAUCUAGCACGACACACAAGAGCACGGCGACGGUGAAACUGGAGCUGCACAACAAAGACGCAACAACAGCGCUCUAUCUUCAUACGGUCCACGUCGCUGCGCCUGCCCCGCUGGAAGCGCAUCUCGCAGGGAUGGAGCGUGGCGCUAUGUCGAUCGCGUCGGAACAACGGCAUACCUACACAGUCGAGUUUGUGUCUCAUGGCUCCUUUACAGGCACCACCGACAUGGUGUUCCAUUGGACGCGUGGCGGCGCCGUGCCCGUGACGCUGCAUGUGGCCUUGCCGAUGCAUGUGGCUCGUUUCCUACGACCCACCACCAUGUCUGUAUCGGACUUUUUCGAGUGCUGGCAGUACGUGAAAGAGUAUGAAGCCCAAGGCGUCGUCCAAGUAGACCAGCGAACGAUCGAAGCCUACGAGGCCACGAUGCAGUCGAUGGGCUUGGCCAUUUUACGAGGGGUAGAUCCCCGGCCUGACAAUGUGAUUGCUGCAGGCUCGAUGGAUAUCCAGCAGGCGGACCGCAUGGGCUUCCUUGUGCGUUGGGAACCACGCGCAGAGUGCAAUGUGGCACGACUCACUGUGCGGUCCACGCAAGCUUACGGCGCUGAGGCGUUGUAUGCCUUGAUGGUCGGCCUGAUGGAAGGGUAA
Malassezia pachydermatis is the source of this 2889-nucleotide messenger RNA. RefSeq names its product adaptor protein complex ap-2 alpha subunit. The record is from RefSeq and is a predicted model, not a curated record. The coding region runs from base 1 to 2889 and encodes 962 amino acids. Gene Ontology annotation, cellular component: membrane coat; AP-2 adaptor complex. NCBI's taxonomy places the organism in Eukaryota, Fungi, Basidiomycota, Malasseziomycetes, Malasseziales, Malasseziaceae. The transcript has a single exon. Gene Ontology annotation, molecular function: clathrin-cargo adaptor activity. Gene Ontology annotation, biological process: clathrin-dependent endocytosis; intracellular protein transport.